UGCGUUUGGGGUGACUGAGGGUGAGGGCGGUCUGUGGGGUAGAGAAUGUAGUAGCUGAGGAUGAUUCAGUGAGGGAGGGUCUGGUAGUGAUGAGGUUUUCAGUGAGGGAAUGAGGAUAAGCAGUGUCUCUGUAGGAGGGACUGAGGGUGAGGAAUGUUCUUGGUGAGGGAGGGUAUGAGAGUGUCUCAGUGAGGGAAGAUUUGGGGGUGAGGGUCUUGAUGAGGGAGGUUCUUGGGGUGUGGAGGGUCGGUGAAGGAGGUUCUGAGUGGGGAGGGUCACAGUCAGGAUGGUGUUAGUGAGGGGUGUCUGAGUGUGAGGAGGGUCUUAGUGAGGGAGAAGCUGAAGCUGAGGAGGGUCUCAGACCAUGGGACCUCUUACAUUGAGUGUUGGUCUGAGUAUCUCCUGAGGUAGAGAUGGGUCUGAGGUGAGGGAACACUCUAGGAUAAGGGAUGGACUGAGGAAACUCAUGGGGUAAGAGGACGGUGUCUGUUGUAGCAGCUCCAGGGAUGGGCUGAAAAAACUCCUGAGGUAGUGGGAGGGAUCGAGGUGAGGCAGCUCCUGAGAUCAAGGGACCAUCUGACUUGAGGGAUCUCCGUAGGGUGAGAGAUGGCUGGGUCUAAGGGACUGACUUGAGGGAGCUUCUGAGGUAGUGGGGUAGUCGGAGUGAGGGGGCUGCUGAGGGUGAGGGACGGUGUGUUGAGAGGGAGCUCCCGAGGGUGAGGGACGGUAUGUUGUGAGGGAGCUCCUGAGGGUGAGGGACGGUGUGUUGAGGGGGAGCUCCCGAGGGUGAAGGACGGUGUGUUGGGAGGGAGCUCCUGAGGGUGAAGGACGGUGUGUUGAGAGGGAGCACCCGAGGGUGAGGGUCGGUGUGUUGAGAGGGGGCUCCCGAGGGUGAGGGACGGUGUGUUGAGGGGGAGCUCCCGAGGGUGAGGGAGGGUGUGUUGUGAGGGAGCUCCCGGGGGUGAGGGACAGUGUUGAGAGGGAGCUCCCGGGGGUGAGGGACGAGUCUGAGGUGGUCAGAGUCCACUGAUGACGGGUCUGUUACAGGAAGGUGUCAGACUGAGAGCGAUGGACUCUCCGUGUCAGAGGCAGAGGCAACGUCUGGUGAGGAGCCACAGGGGAACAUUGAACAACAGAUGGAAACCAGGCUGAGGGACUGUGGCCAUUUUAUCUACUGAUCAGUGUGUGGAAUGAAAACAGGACACCCUGGUCAAGAGUUACCUCCUGAGGCCCCUCCAUCUCAUUAUGCAAGAAGACAACACACCAGGAGCAGAAGAUGUCACCAGCCCCUCAAGCCCGGGCCACCACUCAUGGGUUGAUAUGUCCCAGUGCCACACCAGUAUACAAGAACAGAGAAGCCUAUUAAAAGUGGUGGAUACAGCCCAGUGCCCAGGAAAAGCUCUCCCCACCAUUGAGCACAUCGACAAGGAGCGUUGACACAAGAAAGCAGCAUCCAUCAUCAGUGACCCCCAUCAUCCAGACCGUGCUCUCUUCUCACUGCUUCCAUUGGGCAGGAGGUACAGGAGCCUUGGUCUCACAUCACCAGGUCUAGAACAGUUAUUACAGUUCCAUUGAGGAUAACUUCACUCACCUCAAUACUAACCUGAUUCCACAACCUAUGGAGUCACUUUCAAGGAGUCUACAUCUCAUGUUCUCAGUAUUAUUUAUUUAUCUAUUUUUCUUUUUACAGUGCCUUGAAAAAGUAUUCAGGCCCUGACACAUUGUUCACAAAAAUGAGUAUUGCAGCCAAGGAUUUUGACCAAUUUAACUGGGAAUUUUUAUUUGUAAAUCACAUGCUCCUUGUUUUUGCAGUGGAGCCAGGAAAAGAAACGGGAAAUUGUAAAGCGUGAAAAAUUAAGAAUUCAAAAACUGAAAUAUCAGCAGUUCCAGAGUAUUCAUCCCCCCGCCCCUUUGUUCUGUACAGAAGAGGCCAGGCUGACUCGAGGGAUUUGGAGUGAGGUCGAGGCAGUUUUGGGGCAUGCAGAGUGGAGAAAAGUUGGAUCAGCAGGCCCAGCAUAAAUACAUCCCAGAGAAGAAGUGUUCUAACUGGAGGCUGAGGCUGACAAGGGAAGUCGAAGAUAGCAUAAAAGCAAAAGAGAGGGCAUGGAUCGCAAAAUCAGUGUGAGGCUGAAAGAUUGGGAAGCCGAUGAAAACCAACAGAAGGCAACUUCAAAAGCAAUCAGGAGAGAAAUGUGAAAUAUGAAGAAUGUCACCGGCUGAACAGAGGGUUGUGUUGCUGAUCCUGGGUUUUCUGGUCACAGACUCCGCACUCGGUGAUCCGUGUGUAACCCACACCGUCCUGGAUCAGCCCUGGAGGAGCACGAAUUGUUCCAACACUGAGUGUACCGGUGGAGAGUUGAUGAAUGAUAAAAAUCUUGCUGUGAGAUGGUACAGAUUUAACAGUUCCGGAGGAUGGAAGAUUCCCGAGACGGUCGUUCCAGAGUAUCACUGCUCCGGGGAGAACCCAGGCUGGUUAAACGGUCCCCAUCCCAACGUGGGAGAGGGUGAGGUGACCAGGACUGUCUGCUUCAGCAAGGAUGAAAACCCCUGUGAGAAGUACCAGGAGAUCAGGGUGAAAAACUGCUCUGGUUACUUUGUGUAUCGGCUGGAGCCUACAACCAGGAAUGAUUCUGUGUACUGUACAGUCACAGACUCCGCACUCGGUGAUCCAUGUGUAAACCACACCGUCCUGGAUCAGCCCUGGAGGAGCACGGAUUGUAACUGCACAAAGUAUACCGGUGGACAAUGGAAGGGAGAUAAAAAUCUUGCAGUGGGAUGGUACAGAUUUAACAGUUCCGGAGGAUGGAAGAUUCCCGAGACGGUCGUUCCACAGGGUUGCUGCUGCGGGAAGAAAUCAGGCUGGUUAAACGGUCCCCAUCCCAACGUGGGAGAGGGGGAGGUGACCAGGACCGUCUGCUUCAGCAAGGGUGAAAAACCCUGUGAGAAGAGCCAGGAGAUCAGGGUGAAAAACUGCUCUGGUUACUUUGUGUAUCGGCUGUGGCCUACAACCGGGAAUGAUGCUGUGUACUGUACAGUCACAGACUCCACACUCGGUGAUCCGUGUGUAACCCACACCGUCCUGGAUCAGCCCUGGAGGAGCACGAAUUGUUCCAACACUGAGUGUACCGAUGGACAAUGGAUGGGUGAUGGAAAUCUUGCAGUGGGAUGGUACAGAUUUAACAGUUCUGGAGGAUGGAAGAUUCCAGAGACGGUCAUUCCACAGGAUCACUGCUCCGGGCAGUACCCAGGCUGGUUAAACGGUCCCCAUCCCAACGUGGGAGAGGGGGAGGUGACCAGGACCGUCUGCUUCACUGUGAGUGAAAACACCUGUUACUGGAGCCGGGAGAUCAGGGUGAAAAACUGCUCCGGUUACUUUGUGUAUCGGCUGGGGCCGACAACCGGGAGUAACGCUGUGUACUGUACAGACUCCGCACUCGGUGAUCCGUGUGUAACCCACACCGUCCUGGAUCAGCCCUGGAGGAGCAUGAAUUGCUCCAACACUGAGUGUACCGGUGGACAAUGGAGGAAUGAUGUAAAUCUUGCAGUGGGAUGGUACAGAUUUAACAGUUCUGGAGGAUGGAAGAUUCCGGAGACGGUCGUUCCACAGGGUCGCUGCUCCGGGGAGUUCCCAGGCUGGUUAAACGGUCCCCAUCCCAACGUGGGAGAGGGGGAGGUGACCAGGACCGCCUGCUUCACCCAGGGUGAAGACAGCUGUUACAGGAGCCAGGAGAUUGGGGUGAAAAACUGCUCCGGUUACUUUGUGUAUCGGCUGCUGCCAGCACCCUUGAGUUACGCUGUGUACUGUACAGACCUGGAGGCUUCCACAAUGGAUCAAUCCAAUGGAUCAUCUACAGGACAACCCAUCCCAUCACCAUCCUCUGUCUCAGAGGGACAGAGAUCCUCAGAUUCCCAGUCGGACACCACUCAGGAACCCCAGGGGUCUGCGACUGGAGGACCUGGUCCGGGUUUGUCCACCACCCCAGCAGGGUCUGCAAGCUCAGAUCUGGAUAGGAGGACAAGCCCCAACGCCGGGCAGGAGAAGCCGACGGACACCACGUGCAAAACCUAUGAGAUGAUCCCAGUGAAUGAGCUCCUGUUGGAUGAGGAGUGUGAGGGGAUGAUCAGCAGUGUCAAAGUGCUGUACCUUGGGCAGAAGAACCUGGGAGACCCCCAGGAGCGAGAGGCCUACCUCAAUCAGAUACGUGAGAUACUGAGGAAACAGCUCCCCUGCAAGCAAAUCCUGUCCAGGAGAAAUCGCGACAAGGGAAAUAACUGAGAAGGAAGAUCUCAGACUGUGUUUGUCCAGCGUAUCACAGGGUGAUGGACGAUGUGUGAAGUGUUCAUGGGUUGUGGUGGGGAGUGUGAGGUUUCAGUCGGUUGUGUGAUGGUGGUGGGGAAUCCAAUAUCAGUGAAAUAUUAUUAGCAUCAAUUAGACUGUGUAUCUGUCAUUGAGAAUCAGGUUUAUUAUCAGUGACAUAUUACUCUUUCAUCUUUCAUUAUUUCUCAUCGAUUGAGUGUAAUAAUGGGUUUAAUCCAAGCAAUGAAAGACACAUUCAGAUUCCUGGGAAGUGUCUCUGUAAUUGUUUCUGUAUUUCCAAUGAUCCACGGUUACUUUAAUUAAGAAUGUAUUUCUGUUUUACUUCAGUUGUGAUGUUACAUUCAUUUAUGACUGUUAUUAAAAGUAAUAUCAUAAAGACACAAAAUAAAUGAACAUUCCCAAACAGCUUGCGGAGAAAGGAGACUGUUUCUGCACAAUUGAUCUUCCUUUGCACGUCAGCUGUUUGUCAGUCUUUAUUUAAGUGUAGAUUUUGGUAAGUUGUAUCGUGCUUUAUUUUCAUGUGAAUGCUUGUAUGAAAAUGAGUCUCAGGGUAGUAUAUGGUGAUGUAUACGUACUUUGUUAAUAAAUUUACUUUGAA
Molecule: messenger RNA, 4916 nt
Organism: Hypanus sabinus (Atlantic stingray)
Lineage: Eukaryota; Metazoa; Chordata; Chondrichthyes; Myliobatiformes; Dasyatidae
Exons: 20
Coding region: 2207-4276 (689 amino acids)
Source: RefSeq, a predicted model, not a curated record